Macrobrachium nipponense is the source of this 3859-nucleotide messenger RNA. RefSeq names its product gastrula zinc finger protein XlCGF57.1-like. The record is from RefSeq and is a predicted model, not a curated record. The coding region runs from base 641 to 2152 and encodes 503 amino acids. The transcript has a single exon. NCBI's taxonomy places the organism in Eukaryota, Metazoa, Arthropoda, Malacostraca, Decapoda, Palaemonidae.
UAUCUAAUUAUGAAUUGUUUUCUCUAUUUUCAGAGUUCUCCUGUCAAGAAGUUAAUUAUCAAACUCUGGCACCAAGGGUACUGAAAUCAUCUAAUAUUCUAUUUCUCCAAAAUGUAAACUAUCUGUACCAGUUUAAUACAUUUGUGUAUUUCAGAUUUAUGGUACCACUGACUAAGGUCACUUAUGUUCUCUAGAUAUUUUUUCAAAAGCUUAGUCCAAAGUUUUCUUUUUAAGGAGAUUUUCCACAAAUGUAUUAAAUAAACUUGUAACUUUUAUUUCUUCUUGCCAUUAUAUCUUCAAUGGAAAAUCAUGCAUGUAAAUUACCACAGGUUUUGUUCGUUAUAUAACAAUGUUAUUACAUUCUUUGUUUAAUUUUAGUAUAUGCUGAAAAAAAUAAAGCUGAAACGUAGUCAUUACUUUGUAGUAAAAGUAUUUCAUGUGGAAUUAAGAUGUUAAGGGAAUGUCAUCUGAUUUAGAAUUUGGUAAAUUAAUGUUUAGGAAAAACAUGAUUUAUGUUAUGUCUUUUCCAAGUGUAUUAUUUGAAGAUUUGAAGUGUAGUUUGAUAUUUAUCUAAUAGUGUUGUCAAAUUAUUAACAAAGACUACAGUACUACAAGUAUUUAAGAACAGGAAAAAAGUAAAAUGAAUUCAGAACAUACCCCAAAAUUUCCUAUUAAAGUGGAAGUGGAAGACCCCAUCUCACUCUUCCCUAACAGUCAUGAAAGCCAAGAUCUUUCUUCCAUUAAUCAUGAAAAAGAUUUGGAUGCUCGUGAUACAACAAAUAAUUGCAGCUCUCUGUCUUUGGACCCAUCAGUGAAAAUCAAGACAGAGCCAGGGAUAGAUGAGUCAAUAAGUGUGGAUCUAUCCUUGAAAGUCAAGGCAGAACCUGGAAUAUAUGAAAGUGUGCAUAUGGAUCCAUCUUUUAAAGUCAAGGUAGAGCCAGGACUAUAUGAAGAAGGUGUAGAAUAUUUAUGUACAACUGAAUUAAAAGAGAGUGAGGACGAAAAACAAAGUUCUGAAGAGGAAAUCAGUGAAGACGAAACUGAAGAUUUAUGGACUUCUACCCAAGAUAGUUGUACAAUACCUUUUAAGUCCACUGAGAAACACAAAGGAAGUCUUGAAAGCCACCAGAAAAUUCAUACUAAAAAGAAAAAAUGUUCAUCUCGUGCAAGUGGAAACAAAUGCUCACAGAUGGAGGUUCCGGAAACCGAUCGUGAAGUUCAUAUUAGAGAGAAGCCUUUUGCAUGUAAUGAAUGUGGAAAACAAUUUGAUAAGGAAUGGCAUCUUGACUCUCAUUUGCUGACUCAUAAGGGAGAGAAGCCAUUUGCAUGUCUUGAAUGUGGAAGAGAAUUUACCAAUGCAAAUAAUCUCAAGAUGCACAUGAAAGCCCACUCAGAUAAAUCCUUUGCUUGCAGUGAGUGCGGAAAAGUAUUUUCAUGGAAAAGUCGGCUUACAGAACAUAUGAAGAUGCACACUGCAGAUAAGCCCUUCAGUUGCAGUGACUGUGGGAAGGAAUUUUCUCGCAAAUGUAAUCUCACAGAUCAUAUGAAGAUUCACACUAGAGAGAAGCCUUUUCUCUGCUCUGAGUGUGGGAGAGGGUUUUCUCUGACAAGCAAUCUUAGGAAGCAUAUGAGAAUUCACACGGGAGUGAAGCCGUUCACUUGCACCGAAUGCGGAAGAGGAUUUGCCGUGAGAGGGAUGCUCAGGAGGCACAUGAGAAUCCACACAGGGGAGAAGCCUUUCAGUUGCAGUGUGUGUGAGAAAUCCUAUUCUCGGAAAAUUAAUCUGACGUGUCACAUGAGGAUUCACAAUGGAGAGCACCCAUUUGCUUGCUCUGAGUGUGGAAAAGGAUUUCCUAUGAGAGGAUUGCUGAGAAGACAUAUGAAAAUUCACUCAGGUGUGAAGCCAUACACUUGCCCAGAAUGCAGAAGAGUAUUUUCUCAGAUGAGCAGUCUCAAAAGUCAUAUGCGAAUUCACACUGGAGAGAAGCCAUUCAUUUGCUCUGUGUGUGAAAGAGGAUUUUCUCAGAAAAGUAGCCUUAAAAGUCAUAUGCGAAUUCACACAGGGGAGAAACCUUUUGUCUGUAGUUAUUGUGAAAAGGCGUUUUGUCAGAGACGUAGUCUCAAAACUCACUUGACCCUUCACACAGGAUGAAAGCUUUUCCGGUCUCUGUGUGAAAAAGGAUCAUCUGAAGCAUCAAGAUACUUCAGUUAUAAGACACCAUUCAGAUUCAAUUUAUGUGGAAGAGGAUAUUUUAAGAGUACAAGUGAACUGAGAGAUGAAAGUUGCAUUCCUUGUCAUUCAUUAAGAAAGAACAUUUUCUAAUAUAGAAUAUAUCUUUCAAUUACUGAAAUUUAUGCAUGCAAAACCAUCCUUCAAAAAUUUAGUUUUUUAAAAGUUAAAUUUUUUAAUAAAAACCCAUUAUUUAUAAUUAGCUCAAAUUUGUGGUGAGCAGAUUCUGUAAGACAUUUUAUUCAUGACCCAAAGAAAAUUAUUGGCUGGUCAGCAACGUUGUGCAUUUGCUUCACAGAUCCUGAGGUUCUUAGCAUAUAAAGGCCUUACUUUUUAGUAUAGUCAGCAUAAAACUGCAAGAGAUCAGCAGGGUUGGGAGGAAAAAGCUUACUGGAUCUGAAUAGCAUCUUUGGAGAGGGAAUGAACUGCUUAAAUCCCAUGAAUUGGCUGACUUGAAUGAAGCAUUUUUCUGAAAGCUCAUAGAGAUAAUGGAUGUGAAGGAAAACAACAUUGUUUCUAUAAGGCUGAGACCCUGACAGUAACAUCUAAACUAGGAAGUUGAAAUUGCAAGUCCAUAGGGUACUCUUGGGAGAAACUUAGAAGUGGGCUGUACUUAAUGAAGAAUGAAAAAUAGAGGACUCAGUAAAUGGUACAAAGAUAGUAGUAAUAACUUUCAAUUGACAUAAACUUGUCCUAGUGCUAUAACAGAUCCCAAUAAAAAUAUCCAGGUCACUUGUCAUCUUCAAGAAUAGUUUACAAAAGUUCGGUACCUUUAUGCAGCUACGGAAUGCACUCGAAGAUAAAUGUUUGAUAUUAUGAGAAACUGCAUUCCAGUCAAGAAAGUGAAGGGUACAGUGCCAUUUUCCAGGCUACCUUGAGUAGGGUUCACCAUUCAAAAGCACUUCAGGUCAGGAUAAUAUUGUAUUAAUUGACAAAUAUAUACCUAGUGUUCUUUCAGAUCAACUAGGAAAAGUAGUAUACUUAAUUAAAAUAUAGUAUACUUCCCUUCCUCUAAGUAUCAAUCGAGUAUGAUUCGAAAAAUGUGGUGAAGUUCCACUCAACUGGCGAUAAAAAACUGCAUGGACUUUUGUUAAAAUCUCUUUACUUAUGUACUAGCAAAUGAAAACAAUAAGAAAAGAAUUAAUGUCUUCAUGGUUAAAGAAAAUAAUUUUAGAAAAAAUUGCCAAAAUGUCUAAGAAGGCAAAUGUCUUUCAUCUUCACCAGCAUGCUAGAUAUAAUAAAGGUCUUCACAGUGGGGAACCAGUUGAUCCAUGAGGUGUACGUGAAGUGUAGCUGACUAGCUGGAAAUGAAUUUUUCAGGAAAUAUGCAGACCACAAAUUUGAGCUAAUUGUAAGAAAUGGGUUUGUUGUGAAACAGUUUCUAAGAUACAGAAAUGGUUGUAGAGGACAGUAUAUCGAUUUCAUAUAUAGUACUACUUUUAAAACGUGAUCACAAAGCAUAAUUUUAAGCAAUUAUGGAAAUUACCACAUGACAGUGAUGGAAAGCUAUGUAUGUUCAGUACUGUGGUUUUAUAUAACUUUUUUAAGGUUAAAGUAUUCAAAAAGGCAUAUGUAUGAAAAACAUUCUUUUGUUUAUACUCUAUAACAAAUAUAAAACUUCAAAAACAA